Molecule: messenger RNA, 640 nt
Organism: Brachypodium distachyon (stiff brome)
Lineage: Eukaryota; Viridiplantae; Streptophyta; Magnoliopsida; Poales; Poaceae
Product: 60S ribosomal protein L31
Exons: 2
Coding region: 91-462 (123 amino acids)
Biological process (GO): cytoplasmic translation
Cellular component (GO): cytosolic large ribosomal subunit; ribosome
Molecular function (GO): structural constituent of ribosome
Source: RefSeq, a predicted model, not a curated record
GCGGCUUGCGAUUUCCACUAGGGUUUAUCUCCUCUCGCGCCGCAGCCGCCACAGCACCCAGAGGAGAACGGCGAAAGGCCACGGUCGGAGAUGUCGGAGAAGAAGCGCGCCCCCGGCCCUCGCAAGGACGAGGUGGUGACCCGCGAGUACACCAUCAACCUGCACAAGCGCCUCCACGGAUGCACCUUCAAGAAGAAGGCACCAAAUGCCAUCAAGGAGAUCAGGAAGUUUGCACAGAAGGCCAUGGGAACGACAGAUGUUCGUGUUGAUGUGAAGCUCAACAAGCACAUCUGGAGCAGCGGUAUCAGGAGUGUCCCAAGGCGUGUUCGUGUCCGGAUUGCCCGCAAGAGAAACGACGAGGAGGAUGCCAAGGAGGAACUCUACUCUCUGGUCACCGUUGCUGAGAUCCCCCAGGAAGGUCUGAAAGGUUUGGGAACCAAGGUUGUUGAGGACGAGGACUAAGUCUUCCUUGGUUUGUAUCAGUUAGAACUUAAUACAUAUCUCUGCUGAGAGCAAAUUUGGAAGUCUUGCUUUAGCUUAUUGUUAUCUACUGUUGAUGACUUCUGUGAUAGAAGAUUUGAGAUGUUGGCUAUUUUCCUCAAGCGCUUGAAAUUUUGACUUUUGACUUGUUUCUUAUUCA